Molecule: messenger RNA, 933 nt
Organism: Lepus europaeus (European hare)
Lineage: Eukaryota; Metazoa; Chordata; Mammalia; Lagomorpha; Leporidae
Gene: SMPX
Product: small muscle protein X-linked
Exons: 5
Coding region: 250-510 (86 amino acids)
Cellular component (GO): costamere; M band; muscle tendon junction
Source: RefSeq, a predicted model, not a curated record
CUUUAACACUUAGCCUUCAACUGAGCUCCCCUCCAGCCCCAAGCCAGGAGCAGCUCUCACUACCGGGAGAGGCACGGAGCACUCGAGCUAUUUCAGCCACAUGAAAAGCGUUGGAAUUGAGAUCGCAGCUCAGAGGACACCGGCCAUCCCUUCCAUCCUCCAAGGAGCUUUGUUUUCUUGCACCUGGCUGCCUGGGUCUGGCCUUAGGCAGUAAAUAAAUACACCAAGCAGGGAUAAGACCGCGUGAAUAUGUCGAAACAACCAGUUUCCAAUGUCAGAGCCAUCCAGGCAAAUAUCAAUAUUCCCAUGGGAGCCUUUCGGCCAGGAGCUGGGCAACCCCCCAGAAGAAAAGAAUGUACUCCUGAAUUGGAGGAGGGUGCUCCUCCUGCCUCAGAUGAGGAGAAGAAGCCAAUUCCAGGAGCAAAGAAACUUCCAGGACCUGCGGUCAACCUAUCGGAGAUCCAGAAUAUUAAAAGUGAACUGAAAUAUGUUCCCAAAGCUGAACAGUAGUUGGAAUAAAAAAGGUUUGAUGUGAAGAAUUAAAGAGAAAAAAUGGAUUCAAAUGAAUAUAGCUCACUAAAAAUUUUAUAUAUUUGUAUGAAGAUCACGAGCCCCUGGAAUGCCGAAGACUAGCAGAAAUGGCCCGUUUUUACAUUUGUAUCUCUUUCUUUUAGUUGGCUGCAUUUCUCAUUUUAAUUUAUCUUCAUUUUUGGUACCUUGCAGAGCAAGUCAGCCCAUGAGUUCACCACCUGGAGGGUAUAGGCUUGAGGAACGUGAUUUCAUGGAGAGGGAUUUGGCAAUUUGCAUAACCAUCAUUUUGAUGAAAAGUUCUCUAAGCUACUUCCCACAGUAUUUUGGUCAAUAUUUGGAUUGCAUUUUGGUUCUUCACCUAUUAAAUCAUGUCAAUAAACUUUUUAUGAGUUCAAAUAAAUA